ACACUGUCUAGGAUUGGUUUGUUUGACUCGUGGUCUGUCCCUGAACGGAACACGUGGGUACCUCAGAGUUGACCCGCACGGUUUGAUUAUCCGGGCCCCUCACGACCCUGGGAACGGCAGCGGAUUGCGGCUGGUGCGAACUUGAACUGGACGCCUCUGAAACGCUUGAGACGGCAAGAUGGUGCAGUACAACUUCAAACGGAUCGCCGUGGUGCCCAUGGCCAAGGACUUCAUCGACGUGAUUCUGUCCAAGACCCAACGGAAAACGCCCACCGUGGUGCACAAGCAAUAUAAGAUUGGCCGUAUUCGCGCCUUCUACAUGCGCAAAGUCAAGUUUACGCAGUCGAAUUUCAACGAGAAACUCACGUCCAUCUUGAGCGAUUUUCCCAAAUUGGAGGAGAUCCAUCCGUUUUAUUCGGAUUUGAUGAACGUACUUUACGAUCGAGAUCACUACAAAUUGGCCUUAGGUCAAAUUAACACGGCUCGUCAUUUGAUCGACAAUGUGGCCAAGGAUUACGUGCGGCUGCUCAAGUACGGCGACUCGCUGUAUCGGUGCAAGCAGCUCAAACGGGCCGCCUUGGGCCGCAUGGCCACCAUCAUGAAGAAACAGGCCCAAUCCUUGAGCUACUUGGAAGAGGUGCGACAGCACUUGGGUCGAUUGCCCUCCAUCGAUCCCAAUACCCGCACUAUUUUGAUCACGGGCUUUCCCAACGUGGGCAAGUCUAGCUUUAUCAACAAGAUUACACGGGCCGAUGUAGAAGUCCAGCCGUACGCCUUCACCACCAAAUCUCUGUACGUGGGCCACACCGAUCACAAGUACUUGCGUUGGCAAUUCAUCGACACGCCCGGCAUUCUCGACCACCCGCUGGAAGAGCGCAACACCAUUGAGAUGCAAGCCAUCACGGCUUUGGCCCAUUUGCGCGCCGCCGUGCUCUACAUGAUGGAUCCCAGUGAACAAUGCGGUUACACCUUGGAGGCUCAACAAGCCCUGUUCGAGAACAUUAAGCCGCUGUUUGCCAAUAAGCCGCUGAUUGUGGUGGCCAAUAAGGCCGAUAUUUGGCGCGAUGACUUGACGCCUGAGAAACGCGCUAUUCUCGAGGUCAUGGCUCGGGAUUCGGUCGACGAGACCAUCUUGGAAAUGUCCAACAAGGACGACGAUGAUAGCGUGAAUCGGGUAAAGGUUACGGCGUGUGACAAACUGCUCCAACAUCGGGUCGAGCAAAAGUUCCAGACUAAGAAGACCGAUUCGAUAUUGAAUCGAAUUCACGUGGCAGAGCCAGCCAAACGCGAUACACUGGAGCGACCGCCGUGCAUUCCGGUCGCAGCCUUGGCCAAACGGCAACAGAAAAAACAGAAGGCGUUGGAGGGAGAUGAUGGCGAGAACGAUGAGGACGAAAACGAGGAUGGUAUGAUGGUGGAUGGCGGCCGGCCGACUCGAAAUUCGACCAAGAAAAAGUCGGAGCGCGAGAUCGAAUUGGAAAUGGGCGACGAUUAUAUUCUCGAUUUGAACAAAAAGUAUCUUGUCAAGGAGGACGAGAAAUACGACGUCAUCCCCGAGUUCAUCAACGGACACAAUUUGGCCGACUACAUCGAUCCUGACAUUAUGAAGAAGCUCGAAGAACUGGAAAAGGAAGAGGAGAUGCGAGAACGAGCCGGAUACUACGGCUCUGAUGCGGAGUCUGAUGACGAAAAUGUGAAGGAGAUCCACGAAUUAGCCGAGAAGAUCCGCAUCAAAAAGAAGUUGAUGAAGAACGAACAGAAACUCCAGGGCACCAAAAAAUCAGUCCUGCCCAGAACCACUGAGCCCAAGAAACGCGAGCGCAGCGUGUCCCGGCUUAAACGCGAGUUCGAAGACCUGGGUGUGGACAUGGAAGGCACGGAUGACGCUCAUUUCGCACGAACUCGAGGUCGGUCCGGUUCCCGAAAGCCGGCUUUGAAGAAGGCUCGUAUGGAUUCCGAAGGCCGAGUCAGGAGUAGUUCACGGACGCCUCGCGACGAGUCUGGCGUGCGCGAUCCGUCUAUGAAGAAGAAGUUGGGCAAGUUGCAGAAGAAGGUCCAAAACCAGAAAUUCAACCAAUUCGGCAAGAGUGGCGAAGGCGAUCGUCACAUCGCCACGAAGAUGCCCAAACAUUUGUUCUCGGGCAAGCGCGGCACCGGCAAGACCGAUCGGCGAUGAUUACCAGAGGAGGAUUCUCUAUGGCGUUCAUAUUGGAUAAUAAUGAUAAGUUUCUAUUCUUACAGCAGUGCUAUUGUAACACCAUCUUGUUGGGUUCAAAUACACGAUUCAUUUCAAAAAAGG
Messenger RNA from Tigriopus californicus, 2299 nucleotides. RefSeq names its product GTP-binding protein 4-like (gene Non1). Lineage: Eukaryota; Metazoa; Arthropoda; Copepoda; Harpacticoida; Harpacticidae. Gene Ontology annotation, molecular function: RNA binding; GTPase activity; GTP binding. Gene Ontology annotation, cellular component: nucleolus. Gene Ontology annotation, biological process: ribosomal large subunit biogenesis. Bases 179 to 2176 code for a protein of 665 amino acids. The record is from RefSeq and is a predicted model, not a curated record. The transcript has 3 exons.